GCGCUCCCCCUCGCCGCCCACUCCCCUGCUGUCGCGCGGCGGCGGCGGUGGUGGCGGCGGCGGCUCCUCCCGCCCGAGGCAGUCGGGCUCGGCGCCGGGGGCGGGAGGGGGCGGGGGGAGCGCGCCAGCCGCCGAGAGUGGGGGGCGAUGGCGAAGCUCCGGGUGGCUUACGAGUACACGGAAGCCGAGGACAAGAGCAUCCGGCUGGGCUUGUUUCUCAUCAUCUCCGGCGUCGUGUCGCUCUUCAUCUUUGGCUUCUGCUGGCUCAGUCCCGCGCUGCAGGAUCUGCAAGCCACGGCCGCCAACUGCACGGUGCUGUCGGUGCAGCAGAUAAGCGAGGUGUUCGAGUGCACCUUCACCUGUGGCGCCGACUGCAGGGGCACCUCGCAGUACCCCUGCGUCCAGGUCUACGUGAACAACUCCGAAUCCAACUCCAGGGCUCUGCUGCACAGCGACGAGCAUCAGCUCCUAACCAACCCCAAGUGCUCCUAUAUUCCUCCCUGUAAGAGAGAAAAUCAGAAGAACUUGGAAAGUGUCAUGAAUUGGCAACAGUACUGGAAAGAUGAGAUUGGUUCCCAGCCAUUUACUUGCUAUUUUAACCAAUAUCAAAGACCAGAUGAUGUGCUGCUACAUCGCACGCAUGAUGAGAUUGUCCUCCUGCACUGCUUCCUCUGGCCCCUGGUGACAUUUGUGGUGGGCGUUCUCAUUGUGGUUUUAACCAUCUGUGCCAAGAGCCUGGCAGUCAAGGCAGAAGCCAUGAAGAAGCGCAAGUUCUCUUAAAUGGAGUAGCCUUGUGGGAAGCAAAGCACAGAAGCUGCACGCCUGGGCACACGUCCAUCUGCAGAGCCCGUGUUUCCUGGAGCAGGAGAUGGAAGGGGCCGCGACAGGUCUCCAAGAGCCUCCUCCCUCAGUGGCAGCAGAAACAGGCACAACUGGAAGACUUGGAACCUCAUAGCUUAUAUUCCAUGUGUUGUAGCAAUGGCAAAGGGUCAAGCUCUUAGCUAUAUGGAGUAACUGUUUCAGAAAACCCUAUAAGAAGUUGAUUUUCUUUGGAAAGUAACAGUAUAUUAUUUGUAUAGUGUAGUAUAUAAACCAUUAUGAUUUAUGCUACUUAAGAAUAUUAAAAUAAGAGUGGUCUGUGUUUUUUUCUAUUUCCUUUUUUAAUGCUUAGAACACCAGGGUUAAAAAGAAAAAAAAAAAAAGGUUUUCUGCUUUUCAUUU
This is a messenger RNA of Sciurus carolinensis (gray squirrel), 1221 nucleotides long. RefSeq names its product potassium calcium-activated channel subfamily M regulatory beta subunit 4 (gene Kcnmb4). The record is from RefSeq and is a predicted model, not a curated record. Gene Ontology annotation, molecular function: potassium channel regulator activity; calcium-activated potassium channel activity. The transcript is spliced from 3 exons. Lineage: Eukaryota; Metazoa; Chordata; Mammalia; Rodentia; Sciuridae. The coding region runs from base 148 to 780 and encodes 210 amino acids. Gene Ontology annotation, cellular component: membrane; voltage-gated potassium channel complex. Gene Ontology annotation, biological process: potassium ion transport; detection of calcium ion.